AGUUUGUGUUUGGAAAAAAAACCAUUGUGUAUGUUUGCUACUCAGUUAUGUAUUAAAAACCAUAAUGCAAAUUCUGAACGUAACAGUCUGGAGUUUUCUUGCUCUAAGUAUUAUUUUUAGUUGUGAUUGUCUGCGAAAAGACCCAGAUGCUGAAUCAAACUCAUCCAGAGCAGCGCGAUUGAGAGCACCAUGGGUAUACGAAAAGGAAUCAUUACGAACACGAUGGUGUCGAAUACUCUCCGGAACUUGGAGAGUCCUUUCGAGACAGAUUUCGAUGAGAUUGGGCAUUGUAAGACUCUCGAAAGUGUUUGCUGGCCUCAAUUUUAUUGAGCCUCCCAGUCAACAAGCGUCACCAUCACCCCCUUCCUCACCUAAGAGGGAAGAAAGGAAAAGAAACCGUCGAAACUUGAAAGAAAUAAACGACCGAUUAAUGUCAUAUUUUGUGACCGUCCCUAGAGAACGACAACUUCUUCUUGACUUGUUCGACUACAACGAGCUCAACCGCGCUCGUGCCCGGUCUCCGACGGAAUCAAAUAAUUUCCUGGAUAAAUUCUAUGUCACUGAGGAAGACUACCAGUCAAAUGACCCCCUUCCUCGAGACCGAACACCUGAAGAAAAACUGAGACACACCUGCGAGAACAAAUGCUCUCACAUCUACGGAUACCUCUACAAAUCCAUUCCCUCAGAUCCGACCGAUCCAGAUGGCAAAAACGCCCAGUAUACACAAAGGGCAAUUGUACCCAUCACCGUCGGUGAGAUACAGACCACCAGUGAAGGGUAUUUCCCAUUUAUGCGCCGACGCGUAAAAAAACCCCCGUCAGCAGAUAGUCUGUGCCAUUGCAAAACGACGCCAGAGUUUUGCGAUGCCCUGAAAGAGCACGGAAUCGAUUGCACAGAGUUCGAAACGCUCAAGAAUACCUCUUCGGUGGAAGCCAUGAAGUAUCUGAACGCCAAGAAGGACGAGCUGAAUAAGAAAGAGGGGAGGGUGGUAAUCGACGUUUUCAACCAUAAGACUUUGAUCCUCUGCGUGAAUAUGGAGAUGAUGAAGAAGUUUGAUGACCCCGUAUAUCACGGAGCGUCCGACCAGGUCAUCAAGAACGAAAUGAGGGGCACCCUUAUCGAUUCACCAGCGGAUUCAGAUUACUGGAUGGAUAAUGAAUUUUAGGAAGGAUCAUUGAAAACGAUGAGGAUAAUUAACAAAUUGUAAAAUUAAUGAAAUAUCAUAGAAUUAUUUUUAGUUGUACAAACUUGUUGAUUGCAUAAAAUUUAUAAAAAUGGGCCAGUUGCGCUGGUAACAGAAUCGUGUUUGGAUGCUAGAUUCU
Messenger RNA from Bemisia tabaci, 1322 nucleotides. Lineage: Eukaryota; Metazoa; Arthropoda; Insecta; Hemiptera; Aleyrodidae. The record is from RefSeq and is a predicted model, not a curated record.